This is a messenger RNA of Quercus lobata, 1142 nucleotides long. Its product is annotated as salicylic acid-binding protein 2-like. The coding region runs from base 165 to 950 and encodes 261 amino acids. Gene Ontology annotation, molecular function: methyl jasmonate esterase activity; methyl indole-3-acetate esterase activity; methyl salicylate esterase activity. Gene Ontology annotation, biological process: jasmonic acid metabolic process; salicylic acid metabolic process. The record is from RefSeq and is a predicted model, not a curated record. NCBI's taxonomy places the organism in Eukaryota, Viridiplantae, Streptophyta, Magnoliopsida, Fagales, Fagaceae. The transcript is spliced from 3 exons.
UAACUCCAAGUCUUUGCUCUAUCCCUAUUGGCGGGUGGUCCAGUGCCUUGGUGUCACCAAGCUAGCGUGUCCAAUUAUUGAGGCUUCUAGUUUUUCUUCUAAAAUUAUAAAAGAUUAAGCAAUUGUCAAUAGUCACACACAACUGACAACUCAAGGUGGAGGAGAUGGAGAAGAAGGAGAGGCAUUUUGUGCUGGUUCAUGGAGCCUGUCAUGGAGCAUGGAGUUGGUACAAAGUGGCAACCCUACUGAAAUCGGCUGGUCAUAAAGUAACAGCCUUGGACUUAGCUGCGAGCGGGAUUCACCCAAAGCAAGCACAUGAGCUCAGAUCAUUAUCAGACUACAUUGAGCCUUUGAUGGAAUUCAUGGCAUCUCUUCCAGCAGAUGAAAGAGUCAUCCUAGUGGGCCACAGCUUUGGUGGAGCCUGUAUCUGUGUUGCCAUGGAAAAGUUCCCUGAGAAAGUUUCUGUUGCAGUAUAUGCUACAGCCCAUAUGUUUGGUCCUGACCUCAAUUUCUAUGCAGUAAAUGAUGAGUUCUUUCGAAGAUUGGAUUCGCUCAUGGACUCACAAUUCACAUUCGAUCAAGGGCCCAACAACCCACCAACCACAGGGCUAUUUGGGUCCAAUAUGAUGGCAUCCAAGUUAUACCAGCUCUCCCCACCUGAGGAUUUGACACUUGCUAUGUCGUUGGUGAGACCUUUUCGUCUUUAUGGUCAUGAUGCAUUGUUGUUAAAAGAAGCAAAACUAACCAAGGAGAAAUAUGGGUCAGUUCGUAGAGUUUAUAUUGUGUGUGACCAAGACAGUGCUAUGAAGGAGGAUUUUCAAAGGUGGAUGAUCGAGAAAAAUCCAACAGAUGAAGUGAAGGUGAUAAUUGGUUCCGAUCACAUGGUUAUGUUUUCCAAACCGAAGGAGCUGUGCUCAUGUCUCCAAGAGAUUGUGGAGAAAUAUUCUUAAAUUUCUUAUUUAUGCCAUAUUGCUGUUGGACUUCUGAAUAUAUUCUUCACAAUGUAUCUGAUAUAAUGUAUGGGUAAAAUCGAUUAUUCUGUGUGUAAUAAGCAUCAUCCAUAAUAUUUUUUUCUAAAAAAACAUAAUGUUAGUGAAAUUAUUACAAAUGCGCAAUAACAUAUAUAAUAUCCACUCUUGCUA